AUGUCUUUCGAGCAGAAAAGUGGCUUCCAAGCCAAUGCAGCAUUGGAUGAGAAGACUGACUCGUCCAUUGGCGAGGUUCAGGAUCUAGGCUAUGAUGCAGAGGCCGAGAAAAAGGUGCUACGGAAGUUUGAUAGAUUCCUGCUACCUCCUAUCGCCGUCAUUCUUCUGGUCGCAUAUCUUGAUAGAUCAAAUCUGGGAAACGCCAAAGUGUUCGGCUUCGAAGAUGGUAUCGGUCUGGUUGGAAACCAGUUCAACACGAUUUCUACCCUCUUUUAUCCUUUCUAUGUUCUGUUUGAAGUUCCUUGGACAAUGGCUGUGAAACGCUUUGGAGCCAACCAUGUUCUCGGUAUUGCUAUGAUCGCUUGGUCUGUCAUCACUCUAUGCACAGGCUUCAUCCAGAACUACUCGCAAGCAAUCGCUGUCAGAGUGUUGCUCGGAGCCUUCGAAGCUGGGCUUGUACCCUCGAUAGUGUUCAUCAUCAGUACCAUCUGGGAGAGGGAAAGACAGAGCAAGAGAGUCGCCAUUAUAUAUGGUAUGAAUUGCCUUUCGGGGGCGAUAGGCGGGCUCAUUGCCUACGGUAUCGAGAGUAUGGGCGACCGCAAUGGGCUUGAAUCCUGGCGAUGGUUGUUCAUUGUUGAAGGAGCUAUUUCUGUUGUCUUAUGCUGCAUCUGCUGGUGUCUACUACCAAAGAAUGCUGAGACUGCAUGGUUCUUGAACGCAGACGAGAAGGCCAUUAUGGUUGCCAGAAAGCAGAGAAAUCUUGUCACAAGAGGCACCGAGGAGUUUUCUUGGUCACACGUUCGCGUUGCCUUCACUGACCCGAUCAUUUACAUCGCCUCGGCAAGCUUCUUCUCGGCAUCCAUCGCUCUGUUUGGGUUUGGAACCUUCUUACCGACUAUCAUCAAGGGUCUCGGAUUUACCUCGUUGCAAGCAAAUUAUAUGACCAUCCCAGUCUACCUCUUCGCCACUCUCACGCUUGUCACUGCUACAUUCGCCUCCGAUCGCAUCAAGAAAAGAGCAUCUGUUCUAGUCGUCUUGCCAGUCGCACCCAUAAUCGGAUACAUCAUUGCAUGUGGCACAGCAAGUCAUGCGGCCGGAUACUUCGCAAUGUUCCUCUGCGGUGGUGGCAUCUACAGCUACAACUGCAUUAUCCUGACAUGGAUCUCCACCAACAUCAGCCCGGACUACAAGCGUAGUAUGGCUAUGCCAUUUUUCGUCUCGUUGGCCAACAUCUCAGGUGUCGUAUCUAGUCAGAUUUAUCCUAGCACCGACGGUCCAAGGUAUCUAAUGGGUAAUGCUGUCAGCGCUGGUAUGGAGACACUUGCGCUGUGCGGUGUAGUAGCUGUGUGGUGGACUUUGAGGCGUAGAAACAUGGAGAAAGAGAAGCUGAGAGCAGAAGGUGUAGAAGACAACGGCAAGAUUGGUGACCAAGCUUUAGACUUUGUGUACAAUCUUUAA
Messenger RNA from Aureobasidium subglaciale EXF-2481, 1458 nucleotides. RefSeq lists its product as uncharacterized. The record is from RefSeq and is a predicted model, not a curated record. Bases 1 to 1458 code for a protein of 485 amino acids. Gene Ontology annotation, biological process: transmembrane transport. Gene Ontology annotation, molecular function: transmembrane transporter activity. NCBI's taxonomy places the organism in Eukaryota, Fungi, Ascomycota, Dothideomycetes, Dothideales, Saccotheciaceae. The transcript is spliced from 4 exons. Gene Ontology annotation, cellular component: membrane.